AUUAGAGCAACUUGGUGGAAGAAAAGCUCUGAAUUCCUGGAUUGCCACAGCACAUGCCACCAGUAUUAAUGAGUUCAGGCGUCAGUCUGGGAACUCCCUCCUUGUCUCCCAGUCUGGUUCUCCUCCCUCUCCUCAUCCCUCUUUCCUUCAGCACUCUGAGCUUCAAACCUCCUCAGGGAACAUCUGAGGCACAUCAGGAUUCUAGAGACCUGGCAGAUGUGGAUUCAUCUCUACACGAGCUUUCAAGCAGCCACGGUGUGAUUCCACAGACCUGUUAUGUUGAUCAGAUCUGGGUCUGGGCUCUCAAGAUUUAAGAUCAAGAUCUUCAGUCCAGUCCAUCUGCCCAAAGUGAACUGAUGAAAUCUUGGAGUAUGAGGGUGAGCCAAGUGCUGCAGCUGUCCUUUAUGCUGGUGGGACUCUGCCAGGCCCGCCGUGACCAUCCACCAGGCAAUCCCUCCAGAUCACAGGAGGCAGGUGAGGUCCCUGUGUCCCAGCUGAAAGUGCUCUCCCUGGGACUGGCUCACCUGCUGCAGGGGGUGGAGGAGAACGCGGGGCAGCUGGAACGGCAGGGAGAGCAUGUGGCGGCAGAGCUGGACGGGGCCACCAGGAGUUUGGAGAGCCUCCGUAAGCAGAGUUUGAAGACAGGACGGACUCACAAGCAGGUGAGGAAGGACCUGCAGAUGCUGAGUGCCAGGGGUGACAGGCUGUGGAAGGCAGUCAGAGAUCUGCAGAAGGGGCUGGAGGAUCUGGAGACGGAGCAGGGGGCCAUGCAACACCGGAUAAGCCGGAUCCUCCAGGGCAUUAAGAGCAUGACUGAGCCGAGGUCAGGGGGUCAAAGGCAGCUCGACAUUAGCUCCAUGAAGCUGAUCAUCGAUAAACAGGCGGUACGGCUCGCCAGGCUGACCUCUGAGGUUUCAGCCCGAGACAGAAUGAUUGACAGGCGCCUGCAGCAGAUUGAAAACCUGGAGAAACAGGUGUCUAAGAGCCUCCCAGCAGUACUGAGGGCAGAUUCUGACUCCGACUGUCCGAUGAGCACAGCUGCAUCAACACAGCGGCUAUGAGCGAAUCCACUCAUGAGCUGCAAUGAAGAAGAUUUUUUUUUUUUUUUUUUUUAAAGCUGACAAAACAAACUGCUCUGACUCUCACAAAUGGAUGUGCCGCAAUCAAGUCGUCAUGUGUGUCUAGUUAUUUUGUGUGUUGUUCUCAGCGAGCUGUGCCUCUGCUCAGAAAUAAAAAUGUUCCUGUUUCUGAGUCAUCGUGUUGUGGCUCUGACUUCCACAAUAUUGUGGUUGACAAUGGUGUAAAACGCCAUGUGAAGAUAUUUUACUCAUACACACCCAAAUAAACAGGCACUCGCUGGAGUCAGAGGAACCUUCAGACUAACAGCAGUGUGGAGGUCUAUCACCUAAAAACAAAUACUCUAAAGUUAUAGUUAGAGUAUAAGUUAUAAGCACAUUUUACACUUUUGGAGCAUUUAGGUUCUUUAUGGGAUUACUGGGUAUCAUCUAAUAAUCAUUGUCAAAAUUAGAACUAAUUUAUGUUUUUAUGUGUAAUUAAUUCAAAUUGAUUGUUUGAUGAUUGGGAUGUACUGUACACUCAAGUCAUAUCUACCAUGAAAAAAAUACAGUAAUAUCAAUUAUGAAAGUGGUUUGUAAAAAU
Messenger RNA from Thunnus maccoyii (southern bluefin tuna), 1659 nucleotides. RefSeq lists its product as uncharacterized. The coding region runs from base 357 to 1061 and encodes 234 amino acids. The transcript has 5 exons. NCBI's taxonomy places the organism in Eukaryota, Metazoa, Chordata, Actinopteri, Scombriformes, Scombridae. The record is from RefSeq and is a predicted model, not a curated record.